AUGGUAGCGAUGACUAUGGGAUUGGGGGUACUUAAUAUUCAAGAGCAAGGUUGGAAGAAAGGCCCUUGGACUCCUGAAGAAGAUAAGCUUCUCUCUGAGUAUGUCAACUUGCAUGGUGAAGGAAGAUGGAGUUCUGUGGCUAGAUGUGCAGGAUUGAAUAGGAGUGGUAAAAGCUGCAGACUAAGGUGGGUGAAUUAUCUUAGGCCUGGCCUUAAGAGAGGCCAAAUCACACCACAAGAAGAAGGCAUCAUUAUCGAACUGCAUGCUCUUUGGGGUAACAAAUGGUCAACCAUUGCAAGAUACCUGCCGGGGAGAACCGAUAACGAAAUAAAAAACUUCUGGAGAACCCACUUCAAGAAGAAAGAGAAAUCCUCUCUGAAGCAACAAAAGAGAAGAUCUCAGAUUCUGAAAGACAAGUUCCAAAAGGAUCAGCUUCAAGCGCAGCAAGAAAACACCCAUCACACCAAAACUACAACAGCCAGCGAAGAAAAACUGAAUAUUCACGAUCAUCAUCAUCAGUCGCAAGAUCAAACUACUACUACUCAUGAGCAUCAUGACAUGGCUUUCUCCGUUAACGGCUCUGAUCAUCAGUGCUUACCUGUGAUGUACCAAGACCUAGUUUCAUGUUCGUGGUACGACGCCACACCGGAUCAGGAAUACGUGUUAUGGGGUGGCCUCUGGAACCUAGAUGAUCCCCAUUCAUGA
Molecule: messenger RNA, 705 nt
Organism: Morus notabilis
Lineage: Eukaryota; Viridiplantae; Streptophyta; Magnoliopsida; Rosales; Moraceae
Product: myb-related protein 305
Exons: 3
Coding region: 1-705 (234 amino acids)
Biological process (GO): regulation of DNA-templated transcription
Cellular component (GO): nucleus
Molecular function (GO): DNA-binding transcription factor activity; sequence-specific DNA binding
Source: RefSeq, a predicted model, not a curated record